UGCACCGGUGACCACUCGGACAGGAGCAGUCCGUGGGAACCGUGGACCACCCUGCGACUUCGUGGAUUUUUUUAUCCCCCCUGUUCGGAUUUUCGACGAAAUUUCAUCUCCCACCCCGCCCGCCCCUUCCGCGCGUUGACGCGGAUCGAUCAGCUGAUUUCUGUCAAAUCCGCCCCAGGUGGAGUGGGUCCGCCAGAUCCGUCACCUGGACUUCGGGAAGGUGCUAGAUCGUGUCGGUCAUCUUGUCUUGGCCUGACAGCUGCCAAGGGAGGUGUCAUAGAUCCUUCCUCAGAUCCUUCCGGCACUCUUCCUACCCUUGGAGGGAGAGAAUCGAUCCUGGUCGCGGUCGCGUCUCGGGAUCGGGUUAAAUCCUGAUCUGGUGGGUCUUUUAGUGGUGUCGCUGAUGUUGCCGGUGUCGAUACUAGUGCGAUGACAGAUGUGCUCGGCUGAUGUGAGGUGGUUAUCAGUGGUCCAUUCGACUGCCCGUGUCAAGGGAUUUGGCAGGAGGGCCCUGUGAUCCAACAUGAAAUCCGUCUUCAAGAUGAUCAGGAGGAUAGCCUGCCUCGUCCUGAUUUUCCUGUGCUGCAAAGCUCUGGGGCAUGGCUUGCUCCUGGAAAAGGAGAAGGAACCGACUUAUUUGACCGCUGGUGUUGGGGAAUAUGUCGUCUUUAACUGCGACCUUGACUUUCCUCAUGAAAUCCCAAUUCCAUACAUCCUGUACUGGAAUCGCGAGGGCCGGACGGUGUUCUCCUGGUACGACGGCGUGAUAUCAGCGGCCAACGAUUACACGGGCCGCAUACACUUGAUCCAGGAUGCGGAGGCUCGAGGUCUGGGACAGGGCAGCGUCAACCUGACCAACAUCAGGGAGAGCGAUCAGGGCUGGUACGAGUGCAGAGUCAUUUUCCCCAACAGGACCCCCAGCUCCAGGAACAACGGGACCUGGUUCCACCUCAGCAUCGAUGGUGCGCCGCCGCCGGUUGUUUCAGGUGAGAACCUCCUGACAGUCCCACCUGUCAACAAGACUGUCAUGGAAGGCGAGUCCGUCAGCUUUGACUGCACCACCAAGGAGGCCACCUCCAUUGUCACCUGGUUUCGUGACGGUAUCCAGAUUUCGGAGCUGGAGGAUCUCAGGGAUCGAGUCUCCGUGGCCCAUGAUGGGGCCUUGACCAUCGAUCCAACGGACAUGGGCGAUCUUGGAGAGUAUGGAUGCGUAGUGACCAACGUCCACGGGGAACACCAAAACGCCUCCGCUUUUCUUAACGUGCAAUACAAAGCGAAGGUCAUUUACGCACCUAGGGAGGUGUACCUACCGUAUGGAAAGUCCUCUCUUCUCGACUGCCAUUUCAGAGCCAAUCCACCGCUCACGAACCUUCGAUGGGAGAAAGAUGGCUUCCUCUUCGACCCUUACAACGUCCAAGGGGUGUUUUACAGGAGAAACGGAUCGCUUUACUUCAGCAAAGUCGACGAGACGCACUCAGGGAGUUACAGCUGCACUCCUUAUAACGACCUGGGCACCGAGGGGCCGAGUCCUUCUAUCAAUGUAAUCGUCCAGAGACCUCCGAUUUUUACGGUGACUCCUCAACACCUUUACAUGAGAAAACUAGGGGAAACUUUGGAGAUUCCUUGCGACGCCAGGGAUGGCGAUCAAAGUCAUCGACCAACCAUAGUUUGGUACAAAGAUGGAUCGGCGUUGCCUCCAGAAAGGACCACCGUGAUCGGCGGGAAUUUGACCAUCGAAAGGAUCCAGGAGCAGGAUCGAGGGAUCUACCAAUGUGCAGCCAGCAACGAGGCAGCAACAGUAGUCGCUGAUGCCGAAUUGAUGGUCUUGAACGUCCCUCCGAGAGCUCCGUACAAUCUCAGUGCAAACAGCAGUAAAAGUGCAGUGACCCUCACCUGGGUUCCGGGAUACGUGAGACCAAAGAUGGACUACUCCAUAUGGUACAGGCCCACGGGAACUUCAGAAUGGAGAACCAUGAAACUGCCCUCGAGGAAGAUCACGGAAGCCACGGUGAACAAUUUAAAUCCCGGACGAGAGUACGAGUUUAUGGUCUUGAGCCAGGAUAAUCACGGGGACGGGAUGUUCAGCAAGGCCGUAAAGGUGUUCACUCUGCCAGUCGCGUCGAGCCAGAACUCGGCCUCGGGGUACCACUCGUCAGAGCCGGAGAGCAUGGGACCACCACAGAAUGUGAGAGUCCAGGCCACGGUGGAGGGCUAUCUGGUUACAUGGGAUCCCCCUGCUUAUGGCACCCAGUACGUCAGACUUUACACCGUAAGGUGGUUUCGGGGACCAGCUGAACACCUCUACGGCAGAUCGGAAACUACCGACACAUAUUACCUGGUGAAAUCCUUGGAGGAGGAAAGCUCUUAUACCUUCGAGGUGGCAGCCGUGUCCAUGUCGGACGAAAUACUACCGAGCGAACGAGUAACAUUAGAGGUUCCGGCAUAUCGUAGAAAUCGCGCAAUUUCUAUGGGAAUUAUCGCCGGAAUCGGAUUUUUGGCCGCAGCAGUGGCUGCCGUUUUUUGGGCCAGGAAACGAUUUUGCCGAUCGGCGACAUCGGAGAAAUGAAACGAACGAUCGCGAGCCGUGAAUCGACUCGAUAAUCGAUAAGGUAAUCGACCCGGAUCGAACUAUUACCCCGAAAGAAAAAAAGCGAAAAAAAAGAUGUCGAGUCUCAUGGUGUCGGAAAAUUGUGUGGACUGUGUUUCUUAGUCUCUAACAUUAAUCUAAGAUACCGAGGUUUGCCUUAGUACACAUUAAUCACGUUAACGUAUCGAUAGGUGCAUUCGAUUAGACGGCACUAAAAGACUAUACGUAUGUUAUCUACAUGAUCUACCUUAAGCAUGUUUCGUAUGCAGUCAGUAGAUGCGGUCUACGCGUGGAUAUGUAUAACUGGUACGUUUUUCUAUUGUAAAUAAAUUAAUGUAAUUGGUA
Molecule: messenger RNA, 2932 nt
Organism: Orussus abietinus
Lineage: Eukaryota; Metazoa; Arthropoda; Insecta; Hymenoptera; Orussidae
Gene: bdl
Product: protein borderless
Exons: 12
Coding region: 524-2566 (680 amino acids)
Biological process (GO): cell-cell adhesion
Molecular function (GO): protein binding
Source: RefSeq, a predicted model, not a curated record